This is a messenger RNA of Gekko japonicus, 1009 nucleotides long. RefSeq names its product ependymin related 1 (gene EPDR1). Gene Ontology annotation, biological process: cell-matrix adhesion. Gene Ontology annotation, cellular component: extracellular region; lysosome. The record is from RefSeq and is a predicted model, not a curated record. The transcript has 3 exons. Gene Ontology annotation, molecular function: calcium ion binding. NCBI's taxonomy places the organism in Eukaryota, Metazoa, Chordata, Lepidosauria, Squamata, Gekkonidae. The coding region runs from base 91 to 768 and encodes 225 amino acids.
GCGGCCCGAAGACAGGGACGCCGCCAAGCCUGCGCGACCAGCGCCCUCCCCCUCUUCGCCAGGACAAGGACGAGCCCCGCCGGCCGGAGCAUGGCCCGAGGCGCCGCAGCCAGCCCCGCCUCUCCGCCCCGCCUCCUCCCGCCGUCGCUGCUGCUGCUGUGGAGCGGGGUCGUGUACCUGGCUUGCUGCGGGACCCCGGCCGGCGCGCAGCAGCCCGUCCCCUGCCAGGCCCCGGUGCAGUGGGAGGGGCGCACGGUGCGGUACGACCACAACAGCGGCAAAAACACCCGCGCGCUGGUCACCUACGACAGCCCCAACCAGCGGCUCCGGGUCCUGGAGGAGAGGAAGGGGCUCAUCCCUUGCAAGAAGUUUUUUGAAUAUAUAUACCUAUAUAAAGAUGAAGUGAUGUUUCAGAUUGAGCAGGUUACAAAGCUGUGCUCCAAAAUGGCUUUGACUGAGCCGUGGGAUCCUUAUGAUAUUCCUGACAAUUCAACCUAUGAAGAUCAGUACUAUAUCGGUGGACCUUCAGAUCAAAUUAUGGUACAGGAAUGGUCUGAUAGAAAACCAGCUAGGAAAUUUGAAACCUGGGUUGGCGCUUACACAAUGAAGGACUGUUACCCAGUUCAGGAAACCUACACCAAGAACUACAGUAUGACCACCUCCACCCGCUUCUUUGAUCUGAAGCUGGGGAUAAGUGACCCGUCCGUAUUCACCCCUCCCAGCACCUGCCAAGCAGCCCUGCCAAAAAGGAUGAGUGACGAAUGUUGAUGGUGGACGUGUUGGCUUUUGUAUGCAAACAAAGGAUACCGUGUGGAUGGCCGUUAAUGAUCAACCGCUGGCAUCUGACAUGGGCGUUGGGCUUUGCAGAAAUGCAGAGUUGGGAAAUGAGGCUAGGCGGAGUAGGGAAUCCAUCUCUUCCCCCAGUGUCUCCUCCUAACGUUGCACUCAUAGACGAUGUUCCCUCUAAGCUAUGGAGCCCUGUGAGCAAAAAUUCUACUUUGUGAGCUAC